Messenger RNA from Penicillium macrosclerotiorum, 375 nucleotides. RefSeq lists its product as uncharacterized. The coding region runs from base 1 to 375 and encodes 124 amino acids. The transcript has 2 exons. The record is from RefSeq and is a predicted model, not a curated record. Lineage: Eukaryota; Fungi; Ascomycota; Eurotiomycetes; Eurotiales; Aspergillaceae.
AUGUCGCGCAACCACAACCGUACCCGUACCCGCAAAUGCAACAGCAACCGCGAACAGAGAGCACAGAGUCAUCCCUCUCCAAAAUCUCAGCCUCGCCAGGAGAGAUGCAGCCGCCGGGCCCAGGACACUCCACAGGGUCAACCGCGUGUUACGGUGCGCAUGGACCGACGCAGAAGCCAAGUCAGGUCCUCCCAACCUACUUGUGAGGAAGCCCACACUGGGCUCUCUGGCCAGCAAGAGGUGGAAAAAAUCCUUGCAGAUAUUUCUGGUAAGCUAUUGCCUAUGUUUGGGCUGUUAUGUGACAUUCUGGAGAGGAUCUUGGAUGAGAGCGAUGACGAGGGGUCCGAUGACGAUGGGGGACGACAAUGCCGGUGA